Vespa velutina is the source of this 1460-nucleotide messenger RNA. RefSeq names its product 2-(3-amino-3-carboxypropyl)histidine synthase subunit 1 (gene Dph1). Gene Ontology annotation, biological process: protein histidyl modification to diphthamide. Bases 397 to 1431 code for a protein of 344 amino acids. Lineage: Eukaryota; Metazoa; Arthropoda; Insecta; Hymenoptera; Vespidae. Gene Ontology annotation, molecular function: 2-(3-amino-3-carboxypropyl)histidine synthase activity. The transcript has 5 exons. The record is from RefSeq and is a predicted model, not a curated record.
UUUGAUCAUAACCAACGUUUACAGAAACAUGAUUAGAGUGAUAAGAAAAUUGUAGUAUAAUAUAUAAAUGAAUUACAAAUUUGUAUAUAUAAAAAUUCAAUAAUUUCAGAAUUGAUAAUAAUAUAGCGAAGAAGUUUAGUUAAAAUCAUUUUUAUUUAAAUAAUGUGCUUACAAAAAUGAUUUCUAAGAUAAUAUGAAUCUGCUGUUGUAAUUAAGGCAAAACCAGUUCGCAAAGUAUUUAAAGCUCCAAUCAAAGUUAAUAAGAUACCACAAGAACUUUUAAAUGAUCCCUUAUUGAAUACAGCUAUUGCAGCAUUACCUAAUAAUUACAACUUUGAAAUACAUAAAUCUAUAUGGAGAAUCAGAGAAAUUAAAGCUAAUAGGGUCGUUUUGCAAAUGCCUGAAGGAUUAUUAAUGUAUGCAACAACUAUAGCUGAUAUUAUUGAAAAUUUUACAGAUGCAGAAACUAUUAUUAUGGGUGAUGUAACGUAUGGUGCAUGUUGCAUAGAUGAUUACACAGCUCGAGCAUUAGAUGCAGAUUUUAUGAUUCAUUAUGGGCACUCUUGUCUAAUUCCCAUUGAUCAAACUAUUGGAAUUAAAGUUCUAUAUGUAUUUGUUAAUAUAAGUAUUGACAUUGUACACUGUAUAGAAAGCAUUAAAGCUACUUUAUUAGUUAUUUCAAAAAUAUCACUCAUUAGUACAAUACAGUUUGUAGGAACGUUACAAGCUAUUGCAAUAGAAUUGAAAAAAAAUGGAUAUGAAGUUUCUAUACCGCAGAGUAAACCAUUGAGUCCAGGCGAAAUUUUAGGUUGCACUGCACCACAAAUACAUUGUGCAGAUGCUAUUGUUUAUAUAGGAGAUGGUAGAUUUCAUCUUGAAGCUGCUAUGAUUGCAAAUCCAAAUUUACGAGCAUUUAAAUACGAUCCUUAUGAAAAAAAGAUGACAGAAGAAUUCUAUGAUCACAAAGAAAUGCGCGAAACAAGACUCUUGGCGAUAAAUCUAACAAAGAAUGCUAAAAUAUUUGGAAUGAUACUUGGGACUUUAGGUCGGCAGGGACAUCCGAAAAUUGUGGAUCACUUACAAAAUAAGUUGAAAGCUUUAAGAAAGGAAAGCGUUAUUAUUUUACUUUCAGAAAUAUUCCCAGAUAAAAUUAAAUUAUUCAAAAAUGUAGAUAGUUUUAUACAGGUAUAUAAUUCAAAAGUUGCAUGUCCACGUCUCAGCAUCGAUUGGGGCAUUAAUUUCCAUAAACCUUUUCUUACACCUUAUGAAGGUGCAGUCGCGCUGAAGAUGGCUGAGUAUGAUAAAAAUCAAGCAUAUCCUAUGGAUUUUUACUCUGCAGCUAGUUUAGGCCCAUGGACUCCAAAUCAUAAGAAGUUUGAAUUAGAGAAACGUAUUAAUACGUGUUGUGGUAAAUGUAAAACUGGAGAAUAAGAAAUAAAAUAUUUUUUAAAGCUUGCAAA